This is a messenger RNA of Callorhinus ursinus (northern fur seal), 1627 nucleotides long. The record is from RefSeq and is a predicted model, not a curated record. NCBI's taxonomy places the organism in Eukaryota, Metazoa, Chordata, Mammalia, Carnivora, Otariidae.
GCUUCCUGGUUCUUUGCUCAGCCACCUCCGUCUCUCCAAAAACCAGAUCUUGCUGGAAUCUUCAUGGAUUCACCUGGUGCAGCAUACACUCAGUUUGGGUUUAAUCUCUUCCAAAAGCUGAAUAAAAUACAUGAUGGCAACAUCUUCUUUUCCCCCGUGGGCAUUUCAGCUGCCAUUGGCAUGCUCGUCCUGGAGGCCCGAGGAGUCACCGCAGUCCAGUUACAGAAGAUGCUUUUCUCUGAAAAAGAUGCAGAGAGCUCAAGAAUCAAGACCGAGGAAAAAAUGAUUGACAAGACAGAAGAGAUACAUCACCAAUUCCAAGAGGUUUUGGAUGAGAUAGGCAAACCCACUAAUGAUUAUGAACUAAAAAUAGCCAACAGGCUAUUUGGAGAAAAGACAUACCUCUUCCUUCAAAAAUACUUAGAUUUUGUGGAAAAAUAUUACCAUGCUUCUCUGGAACCUGUUGAUUUUGUAAACGCAGCAGAUGAAAGUCGAAAGAAGAUUAAUUCCUGGGUCGAAAGCCAAACAAAUGAAAAAAUCAAGGACCUGUUUCCAGAUGAUUCUCUAAACAGCUUCACCAAGCUGGUGCUGGUGAACAUAGUUUAUUUUAAAGGGCAAUGGGACAGGGAAUUUAAGAAAGAAAAUACCAAGGAGGAGGAAUUUUGGCUGAAUAAGAGUACAAGCAAAUCUGUGCCAAUGAUGACACAGUGCCAUUCCUUUAGCUUCACUUUCCUGGAGGACUUGCAAGCCCAAAUCCUGGGGAUUCCAUAUAAGAACAACGAUCUAAGCAUGUUUGUGUUGCUGCCCAAUGACAUAGAUGGUCUGGAGAAGGUUAUAGGUCAAAUAACUCCAGAAAAACUAAUAGAGUGGACGAGCCCAGGGCAUAUGGAAGAAAGGAACGUGACUUUGCACUUGCCCCGGUUUGAAGUGGAGGACGGUUACGAUCUGGAGGCUGUCUUGUCAGCCAUGGGGAUGGGAGAAGCCUUCAGCGUGUGCAGAGCUGACUAUCCCGGGAUGUCCUCACCCUCCAGGCUGCAUGCGCACAAGUUCCUGCACAGGUCCUUCGUGGUGGUAACCGAGGAAGGCACUGAGUCUUCGGCAGCCACCAGUGUGGGCUUUGCCCUCACCUCAGCCCCGGGUUGUGAACAUUUUCAUUGCAAUCACCCUUUCCUGUUCUUCAUCAAGCACCAGGAGUCCAACAGCAUCCUCUUCUUUGGUAGAUUUUCUUCUCCUUAGGAUAGUCAUUGCAGAAAACCAGUGUUGGAGUAUUAUUAAGACUAUGGAAAGAGCCCAGUCUUUGAAAAAAAAUUGUUUUACUUGCUUGCAUUCCAAUCUUACCAUCAAAAUCGAUGAUUUAAUGACUGUAAUAGGGGGUGUUGUGUUUAUAAUUCUCCUUCAAAGUGAAAUGUCCUUUUGUUUGUGCCACAUAUAAAGUGAGUUAAAUCAAGGCUCAUUAGUAAUCUCCUGUUGAUUUCUUCUGAAAGUAAAUCAACUUCUUGUAGUUUUGUGCACUGAUGGCAAGAAACAGACUCUUCAGUAAAGACUAUAGAUUAGUGUUUCUGGGAGUUGCUCUAGUUCUAAUAGUGUGACAUAAUACACAAAUAAAAUAAAACAGUAAUUUACUCAA